UUGGGAGGAGGCGGCGGGGCGGUGGCAGGACCGGGAGCUGCUCCGGCUCCGGUCUGCGGCGGGGAGGGGACGGGGAGACGCCCGGUGGUGCGUGUCGGUCCUAUGGGGCCCUGAGCGUACAGCCCCCGGUGAGAGAGCGCGUUUCUUUGCUGGGGCGCAGAGCCUGGGGGGGGGGAGGAUGGAGGGUCAGGCGGCUCCGGGCGCUGGCGGCGGCGGCGAGGAGCCCCUGAGCUCUGGCAGGAUGAACCCGAAGCGGAGUGGGCGCGCCGCGGAAGAGGAGAGCCGGAACAAGCCCAAGCUGCGUGACAGAAUAACAAGCUUCAGAAAAUCAGGAGUGAAAAAAGAGAAACCUCUCAUUCAGCAUCCUAUUGACUCUCAACCUUCUAUAAGUGAAGUCCCGCUUUCCCAGGCACUUGUUGAUGACCGUUGCAUGAACUUAUCAGAAAAAGAAGUUAUGGAUCUCUUUGAAAAAAUGAUGGAAGACAUGAAUCUAAAUGAAGAACGUAAAGCUCCUUUGAGAGAUAAAGACUUGACCACAAAACGCGAGAUGGUUGUCCAAUACAUUUCUGCAACUGCCAAAUCCAUAGUCGGAAGUAAAGUUCCGGGUGGACUGAAAAACAGCAAGCAUGAAUGCACACUGUCCUCACAAGAAUAUAUUCAUGAAUUGCGAUCUGGAAUUUCAGAGGAAAAGCUUCUUAAUUGUCUAGAGUCUUUGAGAGUGUCUCUAACUAGCAAUCCAGUCAGCUGGGUUAACAAUUUUGGACAUGAAGGUCUUGGACUUCUCUUGGAUGUAUUGGAAAAGCUUCUGGACAAGAAACAGCAAGAAAGUAUUGAUAAGAAGAAUCAACAUAAACUUAUCCAGUGCCUCAAAGCAUUUAUGAACAAUAAAUAUGGAUUGCACAGGAUUCUAGGAGAUGAAAGAAGUCUCUUGCUGUUAUCAAGAGCAAUUGAUCCAAAGCAGCCACACAUGAUGACCGAAACAGUGAAAAUACUUUCUGCUCUCUGCAUUGUUGGAGAGGAUAAUAUUCUGGACAAGCUUUUAGGUGCUAUAACAACUGCUGCUGAAAGGCACAAUAGGGAACGUUUUUCUCAGAUUGUUGAAGGACUGGAAAACCAUGAAUUCUUACAACUGCAGGUAGCAUGUAUGCAGCUCAUCAAUGCCCUUGUUACAUCUCCAGAAGAUCUUGAUUUCAGGAUACACUUGAGAAAUGAGUUUUUACGUUGUGGCCUGAAGAAAAUAUUGCCUGGCUUGAAAGAUAAGGAUAAUGAAGAGCUUGAUAUUCAGCUGAAAGUGUUUGAUGAGAACAAAGAAGAUGACUUAAUUGAACUGUCACAUCGUCUCAAUGAUAUCAGAGCUGAAAUGGAUGAUGUGAAUGAAGUAUUUCAUCUGUUGUAUAAUAUGUUGAAAGAUACUUCUUCAGAAAAUUACUUCUUGUCAAUUCUCCAACAUUUCCUUCUCAUCAGGAGUGAUUACUAUGUCCGACCUCAGUAUUACAAGAUAAUAGAAGAAUGUGUAUCACAGAUAGUAUUGCACUGCAGCGGCACGGACCCGGAUUUUAAAUGUAGAGGAAGAAUGGAUGUGGAUUUUACUCAUCUUAUUGAUGCAUGUGUAGACAAAGCAAAAGUAGAAGAGAGUGAAAAGAAAGCAGCAGAAUUUUCCAGAAAGUUUGAUGAAGAGUUCACAGCUCGACAGGAGGCACAAGCAGAGCUUCAAAAACGAGAAGAGAAAAUCAAAGAACUUGAAACAGAAAUCAAACAGCUACGAACCCAGGUAAUAAUCACAGGUCCAGCCCUGACAGGUCAACUGACAGAAGUAGCAUCGUUACCUCCAACCCUACCAAGUGAGAAUGCGCCACCUCCUCCACCGCCUCCGUUACCUGGUGGAGCAAUACCUCCUCCACCACCGCCUCCGUUACCUGGUGGAGUAAUGCCUCCGCCGCCGCCUCCGCUGCCCGGUGGAGCAGCACCACCUCCACCGCCUCCACUACCUGGUGGAGCAGCACCACCUCCACCACCUCCGCUACCUGGUGGAGCACCACCUCCUCCACCACUGCCUUUUGGUGGGCCUCCAAUGCCACCAGCUCUUGGAGGUGUUCCUUUUGCUCCCUUUCCGGUGAUACCAGCGUUACCACAUGGGAUGAAGGAGAAGAAAAAGUAUAAGCUGGAAGUCGCAAUGAAGAGAAUCAACUGGUCAAAGAUUGAGCCUCAAGAGAUAGCAGAAAACAGCUUUUGGGUAAAAGCUGAAGAAGAUAGAUUUGAAAACCCAGAACUGUUUGCAAAAUUGGCGCUUACCUUUGGAACCCAAAUGAAAGCUAAAAAGACAGUAGAAGAAUCCGAAGAAAAGAAAGUAGUUCAGUCAAAGAAAAGGGUUAAAGAGUUGAGAAUUUUGGAUGGAAAAACUGCACAAAAUCUAUCAAUAUUUUUGGGUUCUUUCCGUUUGCCUUACGAAGAAAUAAAAAAUAUAAUUUUAGAGGUUGAUGAAGAGAAGCUGAGUGAAUCCUUGAUUCAGAACCUAGUGAAGAAUCUUCCGGAGCAGACAGAACUCAAUGCCUUAGCUGAAUUAAAGGAUGAAUAUAAUGAUCUUGCUGAGCCAGAACAAUUUGGAGUUGUGAUGAGUUCAGUGAAAAUGUUGCGAUCACGUCUCAAUGGGAUCCUUUUCAGGCUUAUGUUUGAUGAGCACGUAAACAAUAUCAAACCUGAUAUUAUGGCUGUUACACUGGCUUGUGAAGAGCUGAAGAAGAGUGAAAGCUUUAGUAAACUAUUAGAGUUAGUGCUGUUCCUUGGAAACUACAUGAACUCUGGCUCCAGAAAUGCACAGUCUCUUGGUUUUAACAUCAGUUUUCUUUGCAAGAUUCGAGAUACUAAAUCAUCAGAUCAGAAAACAACCCUAUUGCAUUUUCUGGCAGAAAUCUGUGAGGAGAAUUACCGGGACAUCUUAAAAUUUCCAGAAGAAUUGCAACAUGUUGAGAGUGCAAGUAAAGUUUCAGCCCAGACUCUGAAGAGCAACCUUGUUUUAAUGGACCAGCAGAUCCAGCGCCUAGAACUUGACAUUAAGAAUUUCCCUAAAACAGAAGAUGAACAUGAUAAGUUUGUAGAAAAGAUGAGCAGCUUUGCUGAGAGUGCCCGAGAAAUAUAUGAAAAAUUGUCCAACAUGCACAACAACAUGAAUAAAUUGUAUGAAAACUUGGGAGAAUACUUUACCUUUGAUCCCAAAGUAAUAAGCAUAGAAGAAUUCUUUGGCGAUCUGAGCAACUUCAGAACUCUGUUUUUGGAGGCGUUAAAAGAAAACAACAAAAGAAGAGAAAUGGAGGAGAAAACGAAGAGAGCCAAAUUGGCAAAAGAGAAGGCUGAACGAGAGAAACUGGAGCGACAGAAGAAGAAGCAGCAGUUGAUUGAUAUGAACAAAGAGGGUGAUGAGACAGGAGUAAUGGAUAGUCUGCUUGAGGCCUUGCAGUCAGGAGCAGCAUUCAGAGAUCGCAGGAAACGAACACCAAGAGGACAAGAUAACAAACGAGCAACUUUGGAAAGGUCUCGUUCUCGCCACAAUGGAACAAUAGCAGCUGUAUGAUUCUUCUGAUGCCAAAGAAUUAGUGAAUUGUUUUAUUUACAGUUGAAUGGAUAUACUUUGAAAAGAGUUUAUCAUACAAAUUGGCAAUGAUCAUAAAGGAAUACUGGUAUUGAUUAAAUGAGAAGGUGUAUAAAUGUUAAGUAUUUUAAAAGCUAUUGCUAAAUAAUCCACAUACUGUAUCUUAUUACCCCAACUACCAAGAUCUGUAAACAGUGUUAAACAGUAGGAUAUAUAUCUUAUUUUCUUACGUUCUUUCUUUUCUUCCCUACACCUCCCCCUCCCCCUUUUUUUUUGUUUUUUUAAAGCUGGCAACUUACAUGAAAGGAGUUGGGGAUUUCUAGGUUAUGUUUUAUAUGGGUAAGAAAAUACAAAUUUGUUGAAAGAAUACAGCUGUGGAUUCCAUUUGCAGUUCUGAUUUGGACAUGAAAGGAAAAAAUAAUAAAAUUGUAUGUUAAUAAAUUCAAAGAUGAGCUGGUCUACAUUAUCAGAAUCUUUUUGUAACCAUAAAAAAGCAACGCAUAGCCCCAGUCAGGUUGCUGAAAGUCUUAUCUCAAUGUAAAGCCUGGUGGAUUCGCUAUUCUGGCUGCAAGUAGGACAUACCACAUAUCUACACUUUUGGUGAUAUGAUGAUGUAUAGUUACUUAUCACUGCUAAAAAAAAUUUAAAUAUAACAGAGCAUAGGAUUUUACCACAAUUAAAUGAUAUCAAGGGCAGGAUAUGUUUUUAACUGUAUCUAAGGAGGGAUUUUUCUAAUUAUGCACUUAUAUAUUCUUUAUAAAGAUAUUUGGGGGAAAAUAUGAUUGUCCUAUUUUAAUUAUGCUAAAAAUACCUUUGUGUAGGUUUUUAGAGACAAGCUACAUUAUGAAGUUAUGCAGAACUGCCUCUGAGUUUUUCCUCUGUUCUCAGGUAAAAUAUGUAGCGGGAUCUCUACCGGUGGAUUUUAGUGCUGAGGGUUUAGCAGCUCAGAACAAAUUUUCUACCUGGAGCACUAUAUAGCAGUGAUCAAUGAUUGCAGCAGUCUGAUCUUUCGGGAAGCUCCUCCCAUUCUACUUUGCAUACAGGCCCCUUGCACUGCAGUACCUCAGGUGAGCAGUCAGUGUAGUAGCUGACACUCUGUAUGUUCUGCCACUCCAGGGGAAACUAUCGUUCCCUUUUCUCCCCAGACUCUAGUUGAAUGUACAGUCUGUCUGGUGUUCAGGUCAGUCUUCGCCAUCCUUUUUACUAAAGGUUCAUUGCUUCUCUGGAUGGGAUGGAGGAUUUUAAGUGGGAGUUCCAGUGGAACUACUCAUAUGUUGCUCAGCUAUGAUAUUUAAAAAAACCAGGAUACUAUAGAGUAGAUGGCACUUGUUCUCAAAUUAUUAUUGCUUUUUCACUGAUUGAUGAAUUAUUAUGAAUACUUUUAAUGCCUGGUGUUAUGGGGAACUUUUUUCUUAAUGUUAUGUAAAGAAUAUUUGGAAGGUAAGGUGUCACGUUGUUUUCUGUGCACAAACUGCUAGCUCUAGAGGAGCGCUUGAUACUGGGGCAGUGUAACUUUGCACUACUGCUUGAGCCAAGCAUCUUUGUACAGCAGAUUCUUUUUGCUUCUCUGGUAAGAUACUAUCUGACUAGUUUGGGAUAAAUUCUCACAAUUUCAAACUACAGCGAUCAAUAUCCAAUUAUUGUAAGAAAAGAUGCAGCUCCUUUUCAAUCUAGUAUUGAAAUAAUUUUUUUUUAAAAAAUCAUCUUCAAAGGAAAUGGGGGCUUUGCCCAUUGCUAUAUCUCUAAACAUAGGAAUAUGACUGAAGCCUAGUGAAAUGUGUGCUGUCAACUAAUACUCUUCCUAAACUUUUUGGGGGGUUUUGUGGUUUUAGUAACAAACUAAAGAGUUGUAUGGUACUUCAGGAAAAAAAAAAAAUGCAUGCAACAGGAUCCUAUCUCCCUGUUUAUCAGUAAGAGAUACAAAGAAUUAUAUCCUGUUUUCCUGUAAGAUCAACAUCAACCUUGUAUUGAAGCAUAACUUUUUAAAGUGGAACUAUUCAAUUUACAGUUCUAAAAAUGUGCUUAAUGCACGAAGCAAGUUUAAAAGGAUUAGGUUCAUAAUGUCUAUAUAAAUUUGUACUACAAUCAACAGUGUAUUAGAAUUCAAAUUUUAAAAUGAGCGUUUUGCUGGAAUUUACAAGUAUUGGUAUAAUCUUUAUAUGUGAAAACUCAAAAGCUCACAACAGAAUCUUUAUUAGUGCACAAGUUUUUCAUUUCCAUGGGUUAUAUUUUUUUUAAAGCUCUGUGAAAGCUGACUACAGAUUUUCAAGAACCAAAUCUUAGGGAAAAAAAAAAAAGCAAAUCCAAAAUAACAAUACCAUCCAAUGCUUCUAUUUUACUACUAUUUUUUUCAUAUUUGGAACAUUUAUAUAAUUUAAUGGACAUAUCUGUUAGAACAAAAGUGUCUUUCAAAGGAAAACUAGUUUAGAAGAUAAUUUAUGUAAAUAUAGGGUGCUCGUAUUUAUGAAGUCUAAAAUAUUUUCUGAAAUUGAUGCUGGUCACUUUGUCUUUUGAUAGUUUUUCAGUCUAUAUUGAAUUGCAGAUAUUUUUAAUGUUUUUAUUAUUGAUCUAAUUUUCAGAGGUGUCACAUGUUUAUCUAGAAGUGUAGAAGAGUAGCACCUUUUUCAGAAAUGCACUUGCCUUAUUUUCUAAUUUUAAAAAAUGAAAUAUAUCAGUUAAAUUAUAUUUGUAUUCAAAGUAAUCCCAGAAAGAAAAUCGCUGGAGGGUUCAUACAUAAAUUUCUUGCUAAUUAUGUUUCACUAUAUGUCCUCUGAGACAUUACAUUAACAAUAUACCAGCACAUCUGUUUGCAUUCACAUUUUACCAGUUACAAGUACUGAAGAGAAUUUUUUUUUAUAAUGUUACACUGUUUACAUUUCUUAGUUUAUUUAAGAGGAAGAUAAUCUUACCUUUGCAAUGAAUUGAACUUUUGCAGUUGACAUGGGAAUGAAAUGUUUAAAUCAUAUACAAAUAUACAUAUUUGUUGCUUAACUACUGGCUGUACAGAUCAGAAAUGUAAAGACACUAGACAUUUUUUGCUCAAGUUUUAUGCAGUUUACUGAGAAAAAAGCGCAACACAAUUUGUCAUGUAUGUUUGUUUGUGAUUCAACAAAUAUCCUUUCCCAGCACAUAAGUGAUGUUUGGUUUAAGUGUUAAUCAUAUUAUGAACUGAUGCUAAAGCCAAAACAAAAUUAGUGCCUCAGAGGGCAUUGACAAACAGCUUCAGGAAGUAUUCCCAGAAAUACUAUUACAUAAUUUGUUCUGGUUUUAGACAACCAUGGUCAAUAUGAAAAAUGUUAUCUAAAAUUAUCUGUUCUUUCUUGAAAAUUCAGAUAAAAAUACAACCACUCCCAUAGUUCCCUUCUGUAAUAUGCAAAUAGUUAUGAAUAUCUGUAUAUUUUUGCAUUUUUGUGUGUGGUAUAUGUACUACCUCAGACAAAUGAUGUAAAAA
Messenger RNA from Haliaeetus leucocephalus (bald eagle), 7037 nucleotides. RefSeq names its product diaphanous-related formin 2 (gene DIAPH2). The transcript is spliced from 27 exons. The record is from RefSeq and is a predicted model, not a curated record. Gene Ontology annotation, cellular component: cytoplasm; actin filament. NCBI's taxonomy places the organism in Eukaryota, Metazoa, Chordata, Aves, Accipitriformes, Accipitridae. Gene Ontology annotation, biological process: actin filament polymerization; actin cytoskeleton organization. The coding region runs from base 179 to 3568 and encodes 1129 amino acids. Gene Ontology annotation, molecular function: microtubule binding; small GTPase binding; actin binding.